GCCGCUUGCCGAGGUUGACUGGCUGGCCCAGCCAACCCGCCACAAGUUGUUUUAUCCCUUAAUGUUUUAUGACCACUGUUGACAUUUGAGAAAUCUUACUUUUUUAAAAAAGUCUCCAGUUGUUGACACUAGUUUCCCUCGUUGCCUCCCUCUCUUUUUAAAUGAGUUCCUGAACUUUAAACUUUACUUUUCCAGUAACUCUACCAAAGAGCAACUGCUAGGCAAGCAAAAUUCAACUAACUUUUCCAAGGAAACAAAACAUGGGAAUGCAGAAAUGGACAAUACAGUUGCUCUUGUUUGCCUUCAUUUUUCAUCAGGCAGACCUGACAGUGUUCUUAUCAGCCAGAGAGGCAAAUGAUGUCAUUGCAAGAUCAAAACGUGCGGGUACCAUCAUUCUGGAAGAGAUCCUCCCUGGUAAUCUGGAAAGAGAAUGCCUUGAGGAAAGGUGCUCAUAUGAGGAGGCAAGAGAAGCAUUUGAAGACACCCCCAAGACUGACCAGUUCUGGAGAGGCUAUUAUGAAGGUGUGCAGUGUUCCUCAAGCCCCUGCAUGAACAAUGGAACAUGCAGAGACAACAUUCGCAGUUACAUUUGUGACUGCAAAGAAGGUUUCCAAGGACGCAACUGCAAUUUUGGUAGAAAUGAGUGUCGCCAUGAACUGAAUGAGGGUUGUCAACAUUUCUGCUAUCCAGGCUUGACAUCCUACGAUUGUUCAUGUGCCAAGGGGUACAAACUUGGGGAAAACAAUACAGCAUGCAUUCCCCAAGAUCAUUGUGCCUGUGGCAGACUUGAAGACCAUGUAACAGCACCCCUGAAUGCAUCUGAAAAAGGCCGCGGAGGCUUCCCUUGGCAGGUUCUGCUUUUAAACGCUGAUGGAAAUUUGAUCUGUGGAGGUGUUCUCCUGGAAACCAAUUUUGUGCUGACUACUGCUGAAUGUGGUUGGCUGUCUCCCAGAAUCGCUGUGAUUGGAAACGGCAUGCUGCAAAGUGCUAGACAAGAAAUACUGGUGACUAAAGUAAACUUACACCCCCGCCAUGAUCACAUCACUGCUGAGAACAACCUGGCAUUGCUCAAACUUCAAAAGCAUAUUGACUGCAAUAGCCAUCACUUACCCAUAUGCAUUCCAGAGAGGGACUUUGCAGAGCAUGUGUUGAUGUCAAAACUGACAGGCACUCUCAGUGGCUGGAAAAGGGGUGCAACCCAGUCAACAGAUGCAGUCGUUGAACAGCCAGUUUUCUACCUCAACGAAAAUGAAUGCCAACGAAAACUCAACCGAAGUUUGAUCACAAGGGAAUUCUGUGCCCACACAUGGGGGGCAGCUGAGGAGCCACUUACUGAAGGGAGUUUCAGUGCUGUCAAUUAUAAAGGCACCUGGUUUCUGACUGGCAUCUUAGAGCCCUGGGCAACGGCAGUCAGUCAGUGGAAAACACUGAUAUUCACCAAGACUUCAAGAUACAUGAUGUGGUUUCAACAAAUAAAGAACUUACAAAAAAACUUACCAAAGACAGUGGCAAACGAAUAAGGCGAAUGACCAGGUCUGGCAUUUACAUGCAUUCGAGUACAAGUGGUGGUUGUAAUAUUAGGUAUGCUUACCUGCUAAAAUAAAGUUUUUUGCCCCCA
Molecule: messenger RNA, 1618 nt
Organism: Varanus komodoensis (Komodo dragon)
Lineage: Eukaryota; Metazoa; Chordata; Lepidosauria; Squamata; Varanidae
Gene: PROZ
Product: protein Z, vitamin K dependent plasma glycoprotein
Exons: 8
Coding region: 261-1520 (419 amino acids)
Biological process (GO): proteolysis; blood coagulation
Cellular component (GO): extracellular region
Molecular function (GO): serine-type endopeptidase activity; calcium ion binding
Source: RefSeq, a predicted model, not a curated record